Messenger RNA from Pseudonaja textilis, 2253 nucleotides. Its product is annotated as MARVEL domain-containing protein 3-like. Gene Ontology annotation, cellular component: membrane. NCBI's taxonomy places the organism in Eukaryota, Metazoa, Chordata, Lepidosauria, Squamata, Elapidae. The record is from RefSeq and is a predicted model, not a curated record.
UUCUCUUCCGCGGGGGCUCUUUUCGCCACAGCAGCCCGGAGAAGCGGCCACCUGCGGGCGCUCCGCCCGCCGCGCUCCGCCUCCUCAGGUUGGGCAGGUCGCUCCCAUUUGCUUUUGAACGACUCCGAAACUCCGGUCGCCGCGGCCUGAAACUUGACCCUUCCCGACCUCGGCAGGUUGGCGAGGCUCGGAGGGCGGGCUGUACGUGGCCAAGCGAAGUUUCACCUUCCCCCAGGAACCAGGAAACGCCGAGCUCCCUUCGGAAGGCUUCUCGGCUGGGAAGAGACCAAAGCUGCGCCCGAUCCCUGAAAAAGUUCCCGUGAACUCCGGCGCCGCGUUGCUGAACGUGGGGACGAGGCCCUUCAGCAGCUCUGGGAUCAUCUUCGUGCCUUAUUUUGUGUUUCUAACCGAGUAACAAAAUUGUUGACUGAAUGUUAGCCAUUCAUCAAAUUGAAGCAGAAGCGAACUCUACUUGUAGAUAACUUCAGCAUAAUAGAAGAUGCCCCAUUCUGGGAAAUUUCAUCAAGACAGAGGCUACAUUCCCAGGGAGAACCCCAAUUAUUUUGAUAAGAGAAGUAGGCCACCAAAUUCCUCAGGUGGAAGGUUGUCGCAAGGAACAACGGAACAUUCCAGAUCUUUCUCGGCUUUUGAAGACCCAGAGCCAAACCACCUGGGACCAAGGGACAGCUACAAUCCCCCGUCUCCCUACUAUCCUCCCAAAAAGACUUUUUCGGAGCAAUGUUCAAACCUGUGCUCCCGCAGAGGUGUCUUGCAGGUUGUCGAAGUCACUGUCAACAUUUUGGUGCUGAUCUGCAUAGGAGCAACCCAGGCGGGGGUCUCUGGUCUCACUUCUCUGGGCGGCCUAGGCUCUUUCAGCCUCGACUCAAUGUAUAGUCCAUUUCAGGGGACUGAACUCCAAGAGGUGACCGAGCUGGAUAGGCAGUACAGCCAGAUGAGAGCCCCUUCUGUAUAUGGAGGGAUAGCCUUCAGCCUGACAAUGAUGUGCCUAACGCUUCUGUUUCUCAUUGGUGGAGCAAAGCCUCUUCAUCGCCUUUCCCUUGGACUGCUUGCCGCCGAGUGUCUCUUCGACAUCCUCGCCUGCCUUGGUUAUAUAGCGGCUGUUGGCCUCUAUCUCCACUUCAUCAUUCAAGUCAACGCCACGGAUGUGUGCCUAAAGAGAGAAAGACUAUACGCAAGGCGAGGUUACACCUCAACGAAUUGCAGCGUGCAAGGCGGGGAUGCAUCCGUGGCCCUUUUCGGCCUGGUGGCUGCUUGCCUCUAUUUUGGAAGCUUGGUGGUCUGCAUUCUCACCAUUCGGGAGGUCCGCUUGUUUCAAAAGCAGCGGGACAACAGUCGUUAUAACCUUGAGAGGACCUACAGGGAAGACGACCAUCCCAAACCCUACAGGAAGAAAGAAAGCAUACCCACCGAAAGGACUGUGGGCACACUUGUGUAAUCUUACACCAGGGGAGUCAAACUUGCGGCCCACUGGCCGGAUGCAUCACACGCUGGCCAUGCCCACACCUGGUUUGGUGAAAGGGGGGAAAAUGUGAUACCUUAUGUGAUGCCACUGUGACAACGCGAAUUUGACACCCCUGACCUACACCAGGUAUCUUAAUAAAGCCAGACCCCCCUCCCCAAAAAGAUUUUUUUUUUUGCACAGAGGAGAGUUGUAUAAUAUAAUAUCAAAGAUAUGUUUUUAAAAAAUAUUAUUCCUAGCUAGGAACUUACUUCCAUCUUUACAGAAAAAGGGAAGGAAUUGCAGAAAUGAUUUUCAGGGUUUUUUGCCUGGAUAUAUGUUUUUUUUUUCACUAAGAGUUCUUCUGUAUCAUUGUCUUAAAAUUCCAUCUAGAUGUGUGCCUGAAAUCAGCUGAGAGCUUAACUUGCCUUGAAGAUAUCUAACCAUCAAGACAGGGAGAUAAUUAUUGCAAAGAGUGAAUAUGUGGAAGAUCAGUUCUUUUAAGUAUGUAUUGAUUAUACUUGUAAAUGGCCCAGAAAUCAGUUACUGGCUCCAGAUGGAAACUUAAUGGUGUUGACCCAUCAAUUUUAUUAUAUUCAGAAAUGUCUUCUUUCUCAGUGCCUCAUUGAAUAGGAAAUCUGGGCAUUAGUUCUCUAUCGUUUAAGUUCAUCGGUAUAGUACAUCUUGCCUGCCUUUGUGCUCUUCAAGUGCUUGAGACAAAUCACCAGCUAUAUGAUCUAGGCUUGUUAUUGGGUUAAGUGCAGUUCUCACUAGUAAUUGACACAGAUUUGGGG